ACUUCGAGCACACACUCACGAUGCUGGAGUGCUUUGUCAUGAGGUUGCUCAUCUUUCCUCUCGUCAUCACAGGCAUCAAUGUCGACGGUGACAGCUUGGAGCUCACGUUUCCAUGCACCAACUCAGUGUGCUAUCACAUUUGGAGAUUUACCCAGAAAUCGGAGCGCAUCCACGUUGUCCUCACAAGUAACGGGGAGAUGAUGCAAUCCGCACGGGUUGAAUCUCAGGAGGGAAAAUGCACGAGGAAGCUUGAACGUCUGACGGAAGACAACAUUGGACUUCAUUACUGCAAGAUCACAGAUGAUGCAUUCACACCUCAAAGCGAACCUCCGGUGUUCAAAGUGGCGCCGGGCUUUGACGUAUCUUUCCAUUGCACUCUGCUGUCCUUCUUGACGCGGACCCGUUGUUCCAAAACACGAAAGUUUGAUGUCCGUUUGAGGUGGGUGGACCGAACCGGCCAAGAGAUCAGUGACAAUAUGCACUAUCGCAUAUCGCAAAAGUCACGGUGCGACGUCACCUUGACCGUCACCUUGCAAACUCCGGGGAGUGAGGAGUUCAGGUGCCAGGCGAUCGUGGGAGAAAAGUCCUGGACUUCGGCAGAGAUGCGAGUCCAAGUACCAGUUCCCAAAGGGAGGGGAAAAGGAAGAGGAGACUUCAACGUCAAAGAAGUAAAUCCUCAGGGUAUGGAAUUAAGUCCACUCAGCUUUGAAAAUGCCUUAAAAAUGCCUAAUAUGCCACAGAAGUCAUUUGUAUCCAUAUUCCCAAUAGACAGCCACUACAAAGUUGGCGUGGUGGUGGCGGUGUUGGCGUGCGCCAUGUUGACCGCCUUGGCUGCCAUGUUUGUCGUAUUCAGGCGACGAAAGGCAGCAAACCUACACGACGCCUCCUGCCCCGCGGGCAUUCACGACCACGUGGCGGAUGACGUCAUUUACGCGGAUGUCGUCCUCCCUGUUGGUCCGGAUAGAGUGUCCUUCUCCCAAGGCCAAGAUACGGAAUAUGCGUGCAUUCACUACCACUAGGCCUUAAUGUGUGUGCAUGUCGGCAGAGUAUUAUUUUUUUAAUGAAUCAUGUUUUGUAUGCGUUGGAAUGUAGUCUACAUAUGUGUCAGCUAAGCUUAAAUAUUUGUAUGUUAUGCAUUUGAAUAGUCUACCUCAAGAAAUACCACUUCCCUUUUUUUUUUUGUCAUGUGCCCAAAAAAGACUGAGUUUCUGAUUUCCUGAGUUUUGUGCACAUUCUGUUCUUAGUUUUCUUUAUCCUUUUUUUUUGGUUUUAAAUUGAUUUUUUUUCCUCUCUGAAAUGUUACAUUUUCAUCUUGUAAAAUUAAAAUUGAGACGUCAACAAA
Molecule: messenger RNA, 1342 nt
Organism: Hippocampus zosterae (dwarf seahorse)
Lineage: Eukaryota; Metazoa; Chordata; Actinopteri; Syngnathiformes; Syngnathidae
Exons: 7
Coding region: 21-1019 (332 amino acids)
Source: RefSeq, a predicted model, not a curated record